Molecule: messenger RNA, 2648 nt
Organism: Sphaerodactylus townsendi
Lineage: Eukaryota; Metazoa; Chordata; Lepidosauria; Squamata; Sphaerodactylidae
Gene: INIP
Product: INTS3 and NABP interacting protein
Exons: 4
Coding region: 67-381 (104 amino acids)
Biological process (GO): DNA repair
Cellular component (GO): nucleoplasm; SOSS complex; nucleus
Source: RefSeq, a predicted model, not a curated record
GCUCUUCUUUUAACAGCAAGUUGCGAUUGUUGCUGUUAUAAUUAAUUAAGACUGGCUGAAUCCAAGAUGGCUUCAAACCCUUCUGGACAAGGCUUUCAGAAUAAAAACAGGGUUGCAAUCUUGGCUGAGCUAGACAAGGAAAAGAGGAAGCUGCUGAUGCAAAACCAGUGUUCCGCAAAUCACCCUGGAGCCAGCAUCUCGCUCACUAGGUCCUCCCUCAAUAAGGAUUUUCGUGAUCACGCGGAGCAACAGCACAUAGCAGCACAGCAGAAGGCUGCCUUGCAGCAUGCUCAUGCACAUUCUUCAGGAUACUUCAUCACCCAGGACUCUGCGUUUGGCAAUCUCAUUCUUCCUGUGUUGCCACGGCUUGAUGUAGAGUGAGAACCUGAUUUAGCAUCCUCGGAAUGAUGACCGUUGAAGGGCGUCAAGACCGGCCUGCUGCCUAAGCCAUUGGGAGUGAUCUGUGAAAAUAACCAAGGACUCAGAACGGAACAAACUUUCCUUUACGGUCUGCCUUUCAUUUUGGAGCCGAACUCUUAAUUCGAAGUGGGGGAGGACAUUGAACGGUUUCAAGAGUUCUGAUCUACCUUAUUGUUUGAAAAUUGCAAAACACCGAUAUAUGCUUGAGUUUGCUACCUCGGUUCUUUCUUCUUGCUCUUUCUCUUCACCUGAAUUCAUCACAUGUCCAAGAAGCAAUGUGAUAACGUUUACCGUUGACUCGGCAUGUGAGGACGUUCCUAGUAAACAUCUGCCAUCUCACUGAUUUGUAUAACAACCUGAUAAAGUUGGUCAGUGUUAUCCCCAUAUUCCACAGGGGAGUCCCAAGUUUGAGAAGCGAGUCAUUUUUCCUUUUACAAUGUUGUUGGUAGGAGUAGUUGGAUCUAAAUGAUCUCUGCAUACAAGAGGCCUACACAAAUAGCAAAGGAACUUCUAUUAGAUUUUAACAAAAGUUUGGACAUGAUCGUCAUUUAAAGGCAGUUUUAUUACUUUGUAAAACUUAAAAGCAAAGCUGGGGGGAGGGGUUAAAUUUUUCUGGAUGUGUAGAGUAUUCAGUGAGGGGAAAGGGGAAAGUCGCUGUAACAGAAGCAGUCUGAAAAUGACCAGAUGCUAUUGAACAAAUCAUGGUCUUCCCUUUUUGUUUUUAGGUAUGGAGACAGGAAGGUGAGCAGUGGUGGGAUUCAAAUAAUUUAACAACCGGUUCCGGUGGUGGGAUUCAAAUAAUUUAACAACUGGUUGUUUACAAGCACCAUUUUAACAACCGGUUCUGCCGAAGUGGUGCGAACCGGCUGAAUCCCAUCACUGAAGGUGGGAUAUACUGGGGAUAUUUCUUGUGACCUGUAUUCCCUAUUUACUAGUGAGGCUGCCUGCUUUGCUUUGCCCAGUUUUUCUCUUCAACACGUAUCUUCCAAGUCAACAUGUAAAACUGCAAAUGACCGCUAGCAUCAUUUAUAAAUUAUUCAAAAGCACGGGAAAGCAAGGCAGAGUCGACAGGGUGCCCAAAACUUGCUAGCAAAGCCAGCAGACAAACUUGAUGAGAGACGGGAGCGCCGAUGCUCAAGUUCCUCUUUUCUCCAGCACUGAAACAUCAAACAUCUGAAGGAGGCAGUUUGGAUAAAGAUCUCUAAAACAGAUCUCAAGUGACAGGCAGCUCCUUAGGAGAACAUAUAUGUGGCGAAGAGGAAAUUGGGAGCCCUUCCUUUCCCCGAACAUAUGUUCCUAAAGCAUCCGAUUUCAGGCUUUUGAGGUCAAUUUGAUAUUACAGAGAUGGGUCCUCACGUUCUUUCGUUUCUCCCUCCUUCAUUUUCCUUGCGCAUUUUCUGUUAUCCCUUCCUGCUUUCUGGCUGUUUUGCAACCCUGGUGACAAAUCCAGCUGUGGCAACUGAGAUGUAUUUCAGCAGUAAAUGAGAUGUGUUGUAGUUGUCACAAGACAUCGUACAGACGCGAUAAGAAGAAGAAAUGUCCUUUCGGCAACAUUAGUGCCGGCUCAGCUAAGGAAAUAUUUUAUGACACAAGUCAGUCGAACAGCUUCACAAUCUCUGGAUGACAGAGUUUGUAGGCCUUGAAAGCAUAUUGCACUAAGACAAGUGUUACCGUUUUGAGCUCUUGCUUAACCUAGCAGUUGCCGGUGAACAGUAAGUACUAAGGAGGCAGUUUGGAUGAAGAUCUCGAAAACGGCAGCUCCGUAGAAGUAAGGACUCAUCAGACUAACUCUUCUCUAAAACCCAUCAUGGAAAAUACUUGAAGCCAAAACUGCUGGGAAACUGGGAUAGAAGAGGCCCCCCUUCUAAUUUUUUGUCCUGUGAAUUAAGCAAGAGUAGGAGGUUUACAACCUAUGGCUUCAGAGUCAAAAGUGGCUCUUAAAAAAAAGAAAAUUAAGGUGUUUUGAAAGGGGUACGUCGGAUGCUAGAAUAACCAGCCGAUGAAGGGAAUGGCAGGCAAAGGUUUUUAAGGGAUUAAAUUAAUUCUUCACGGAAAGGGAAGUCCCGAGGUGUCAGCAGCUGCCAAUAAUCCAAAUGAGAACUCUGAUAGAUUUAUGCCAGUGUGUUCAAACAACAUUGGAGUAUGCUGUGUGUAGUAAUUAUCAUGUCCUCAUGUGUGCCGCUUUUUAAUACUCAUGCGUUUGGGCUGCAUAAACUUUAUGGAUGAUU